AUGAACGAAAAUCUAUUUGCCUCAUUCAUUACCCCAACAGUAAUAGGCUUACCAGUCGUUGUGACUAUUAUUAUGUUUCCAUCCAUCCUAUUUCCAUCCUCAAAACGCCUAAUUAACAACCGACUCCACUCCUUCCAACACUGACUAAUUAAACUUAUUAUUAAACAAAUAAUAUUAAUUCACACUCCAAAAGGACGAACAUGAGCUUUAAUAAUCAUCUCCCUUAUUAUAUUUAUUGGCUCAACAAAUCUUUUAGGUCUACUACCCCACACAUUUACGCCUACUACCCAACUAUCAAUAAACCUAAGUAUAGCUAUUCCACUAUGAGCUGGAGCCGUGAUUAUAGGCUUCCGCCAUAAACUAAAAAGCUCACUCGCCCACUUUCUUCCACAAGGUACUCCCAUCACACUAAUUCCUAUAUUAAUUAUUAUCGAAACAAUUAGCCUAUUUAUCCAACCUAUAGCUCUAGCAGUCCGACUAACAGCUAACAUCACCGCAGGCCAUCUAUUAAUACACCUAAUUGGAGGGGCUACACUGGUAUUAAUAAAUAUUAGUCCACCAACAGCUACAAUUACAUUUAUUAUUCUUCUACUGCUUACAGUAUUAGAAUUUGCAGUAGCAUUAAUUCAAGCUUACGUAUUUACUCUUCUAGUAAGCCUAUAUUUACAUGAUAACACAUAA
This is a messenger RNA of Mus caroli (Ryukyu mouse), 681 nucleotides long. The record is from the annotation of a RefSeq genome assembly. Lineage: Eukaryota; Metazoa; Chordata; Mammalia; Rodentia; Muridae.